AUUGGUGCUUGGGACGAUAAUGGAGUCAUCUUUUUGGAGUUUUGACCUUUUCUUCCCAGAGUGAUUUGUUUAUAAGUUGCAGCAAUUGAAAACAACACAUCCUAACUAAACUAUACGCACGCCUCCUAGAAAAGACAGUAACAUAUACCCCACGUGAUAAGAAUCCUGCAUAGAAAGAAUAGAAAUAUACACGUCGUCCCUUGUCCUUGUAUCGGACGGAUUAUCCCGGCCGACCUCUCUUAUUUAAGCUUCAUUCUUCAGUGGCUGCCCCAUCGAUCGGUUUUAUAGAUCUCUCUUUAUUCCGUCGGCGAUGGAGGCUGCCGACCAGCAUGGGGUUUCUCUCAACGUACCUCUCAUGCAUGAUGAGUCGAAGGAUGUUGAGGCACAUGAUCAUAACGGUGAUCGAGAUGCUGUCAGCUGCACCGCCUCCUUUUACAAGACCUGCUUCAAUGGACUCAAUGCAUUAUCAGGAGUUGGGAUACUGUCAGUUCCAUAUGCAUUAGCAUCCGGAGGAUGGUUGAGCUUGAUACUUCUAUUUGUGAUUGCCAUUGCAGCAUUUUACUCAGGCUUGUUGAUACAAAGGUGUAUGGAUUUGGAUUCUGAUAUCAGAACUUAUCCUGAUAUAGGCUACCGUGCAUUUGGGAACAAGGGACGAAUAGUGGUUUCAGUGGUUAUGUAUAUAGAGCUCUAUCUGGUUGCCACAGGGUUCCUGAUUUUAGAAGGGGAUAACUUAUACAACUUGCUCCCCAACGCAGGAUUUCAAAUGGCAGGGAUAAGAAUUGAAGGGAAACAAAUGUUUGUAAUAAUUGUGGCCCUCGUAAUUUUGCCUUCGGUUUGGUUGGAUAACCUGAGCCUUCUUUCAUAUAUCUCUGCUAGUGGGGUUUUAGCUUCUGCUAUCAUCCUCUGCUCAAUCUAUUGGACUGGUGCAUUUGAUGGAAUUGGAUUUCAUCAAAAGGGAACUCCUCUUAAUUUGAGUGGAAUCCCUACAGCUGUUAGCUUAUAUGCCUUCUGUUAUUGUGCCCAUCCUGUCUUCCCUACACUCUACACUUCUAUGAGAAACAAACGCCAAUUCACCAAUGUCCUGCUUCUGUGCUUUACCUUAUGCACUGUUUGUUACGCAUCAAUGGCGGUUUUCGGUUACUUGAUGUUCGGGGAAAAUGUUCAAUCACAGAUAACAUUAAACCUCCCAACUGAAAAACUUAGCUCAAAAGUGGCAAUCUACACCACCUUGGUGAACCCCAUAGCCAAAUAUGCAUUGAUGGUUACACCUAUUGUGAAUGCUACCAAAAGUUGGUUUCCAUCUCAAUACAACAAGAGGAUCUCUGGCCUCUUAAUCAGCACCUCCCUUGUAUUCAGCACUGCUGUGGUAGCCCUGGUUCUCCCCUUUUUCGCAUAUCUCAUGUCACUGGUCGGAGCAUUUUUAAGCGUCACCGGUUCGAUUAUACUGCCAUGCUUAUGCUACUUGAAGAUUUCGGGCACUUACAGGAGAUUUGGAAGUGAAAUGGUAGUUAUAUGGGGUGUAAUACUAAUGGGUUUUGUAGUUGGAAUAGUUGGCACGUAUACAUCUCUCAUACAGAUAAUAGGGCAUCUGUAAGCAGAGGAUUUCUCUUUGUUGACCGUAGGGUUCAGUAAUUGAGUAGGGAAUGCUUGCUCUUAUUUGAAGCUGCUGCUUUUUCAUGUAAUUUAUGAAAACCAAUUUCUAUUAGACAAACUGGAGUGUAUAAUUUAUGUAAGGCAGAUAUUAGGAAUUUGAAAACUUGUCCAACAAUUAUAAAUAUAUUAGCAUUUUAGUUAGACA
Corylus avellana is the source of this 1798-nucleotide messenger RNA. RefSeq names its product Transmembrane amino acid transporter family protein. Gene Ontology annotation, biological process: amino acid transmembrane transport. Lineage: Eukaryota; Viridiplantae; Streptophyta; Magnoliopsida; Fagales; Betulaceae. Gene Ontology annotation, molecular function: L-amino acid transmembrane transporter activity. Gene Ontology annotation, cellular component: vacuolar membrane. The record is from RefSeq and is a predicted model, not a curated record.